GCUGGGAACCGCCCCCCCCAUCCGUCCAGUGCGCAGGCGCGGGAAGAUGGCGGCGGCGGCAGCGGCGGCGGCGGCCGAGCAGCAAAGUUCCAAUGGUCCUGUAAAGAAGUCCAUGCGUGAGAAAGCCGUCGAGAGAAGGAAUGUCAAUAAGGAGCACAAUAGUAAUUUCAAAGCUGGAUAUAUUCCAAUUGAUGAAGAUCGCCUCCAUAAAACGGGAUUGAGAGGAAGAAAGGGCAACCUGGCCAUCUGUGUCAUUAUCCUCUUGUUUAUCUUGGCUGUCAUCAAUUUAAUUAUAACACUUGUUAUCUGGGCUGUGAUUCGCAUUGGACCAAAUGGCUGUGACAGCAUGGAGUUUCAUGAAAGUGGCCUGCUUCGGUUUAAGCAAGUAUCUGACAUGGGAGUUAUACAUCCUCUUUACAAGAGCACGGUGGGAGGAAGGCGAAAUGAAAAUUUGGUUAUCACCGGCAACAACCAGCCUAUUGUCUUUCAGCAAGGGACAACAAAGCUCAGUGUAGAAAAGAACAAAACUUCUAUUACGAGUGACAUUGGUAUGCAGUUUUUUGACCCGAGGACUCAGAAUAUCUUAUUCAGCACAGACUAUGAAACUCAUGAGUUUCAUUUGCCAAGUGGAGUGAAAAGUUUGAACGUUCAAAAAGCGUCUACUGAAAGGAUUACCAGCAAUGCUACUAGUGACUUAAAUAUAAAGGUUGAUGGGCGUGCUAUUGUGCGUGGAAAUGAAGGCGUAUUCAUUAUGGGCAAAACCAUUGAAUUUCACAUGGGUGGUAAUAUGGAGUUGAAGGCAGAAAACAGCAUCAUCCUAAAUGGAACUGUGAUGGUCAGCACAACUCGCCUACCUAGCUCCUCCAGCGGAGACCAGUUUGGUGCCAGUGACUGGGUGCGCUACAAGCUCUGUAUGUGUGCAGACGGAACUCUCUUCAAAGUACAAGUAACAGGCCAGAACAUGGGCUGCCAGACCUCAGACAACCCCUGUGGAAACACUCACUAGAAGAACCCGAGAGGUUACCAGUGUGUUCAUACCUUGACUUGACUUUUUUCUUAAGAGUGUGCAUGCAAGUCAUGUUUUUAGGGAGUUUGCAGUCACUCUUAUUUUAUCUACAGAGCACUACUGUACCUAUACUACAAUCUCCAUAUUUUAAAAGAUUCUCAGCCUAAAUUUUAAUACAUUUCAUUAAGUUGCACUGAUCUUCAAAUUAGAGUUCUAAACUAAUUAUCAGAAGUGAAUACAACCAAAAUUAAUCUUUAAAGAAGUGUUUUUAAAAUUCCACUGUCCCUUGUCUCUAAAAGGAUAAAGGGCUGCAGCAACUGUUCAGACUCACUAUAAGUAAGUUUUGGUAACUAAUGGGGAUACACCCACUUAAGAUGUUUGAAAGGUACACCGUUAAUAUGUGUUGCACGUUCUGUCUUUGGGCUUCUAAGAGGAAAGAUAGAUUUUUAGUGCAUUAAUUUUCAGCUAUAUUCUCAAUGCAAGUGAAGUCAUUAGAGAACUUCACAUUUGUAAGCUGGUAAGAAACCAUGGUUUCUUAGUUUUACACUAGUAUGAAAACACUUUGUAAAGAAUGUUUACCUGUUAAAUAUUGUUAAGUAUGAAGUGUUCACAGUGUGGUAAAAAAUUGAAACACAGUCUCAGCUUUAACUAUGAAAUAAUAAUGAUAGCUGUCAUUUACUGAGCAUCUUACACAUCCUGGGCACUGUCCCAGGCGCUGCAUGUGUAAUAUCUCUUAAUUCUCCCCGCAGCUCUGUAUGUCUGUGGUAUUACCCUAGUAUUACCCAUUAGGAAGUUAAGAAACUUAAGUAAUGUCACAUAGGAGAUAGCCAGGUUGGGACUGGAAUUCACAUGUGAUUCAAGCCUGUAUGUACCUGUUUCCAAAUACUGUGUUCUUUUUACUAUUUGCGCUGAAGUCUUAAUACUUAAAACUCUAGAAAAAUGGAAACGACUAAUUCAAACUCCCCUAAGCAGAGAAGAUUCAAAUCAAACAGUCAUGCUUACUCUAAAAAAAACCAAUCUCAUGUCCAAAAAAUGGCUAGCUGCUAUAAUCAGGUUUUAAACUAGCUUAAGCCAAUUCCAAAAUAUUACACUAUAGAGAGGUCAAAUUAGCCUCAUUAUAGGUUAGUCCAGUUUCCUAGCCAGUGGGCCUUGGCCCCUUGGAGUACCUGAAUUGGGUGGAAGCGUUCCUAAGAUAUUUAUACCCUCAGCCCUCUGGGUGACGCAGUGAGAUGUGGGAGGCCGUGGCCCCCAGGCAAGUCCUCGGGGCUGGGAGUGGUUGGUAAGUUUACCCCAGGGUGCCAUUUAAACAGUACCCAUUUUAGUGUUUGCCAAGCCUUGAACAAAGUUGGGAAGCACUGGAGUAAAGGGUGCUGAUACAGGAAAUAAUUUUUAAGUAAAUUUUGAGUACGUAUGAGAACUGAUCUCUGCUCUUCCUUAUCACAAUCCCAUUGUAACAAUUUACAAUCCUCCAGCCGGUUGAUUUUUAAUGUAUUUUAUAUUUGACUUAAAAGGAAUUCUCUGAUACUAUUAAUCAUACACACAGCGUCAGGGGCAGGUGUUUUCAACAUAGUUUGCUGCAAAAUAAGCAGUAGAGAUAAAUCAUAAGCCCCACUCUGCAUUCAAGUAUAACAGUAUCCUGUCGUGGUCACUUAGAACAGUGUAGAUAAGAAAAUCAAUACAAAAAACAAUCUGCAUUCAAUACAGUCACAGUUCUCUCUGAUAGAACAACCAAAUGCCUUAGAAAUUAUGAAUAAUCAUUAAACUAACAGAUCGACUUAUUAUCUAACAGUGCAGUUUUUAAAUGAAGGAAAGAAAGAACUUUAUGACCGCUGAGUGCUAUUAAUUGAUGUGAUAUUCAGAUCCUAGUUGAAUAUAAUCAGUGUCACUUAAUAUUUGAAUGAUAUUCAAAAAAACCCAUUGAUAUUUUCAUUCAGAUGCUUAGUAUAUCUUUAAUUUUACAUUCUUUACUUGUCUGCUCUAUUUAGAUUUGUUCUGAAAGUCUCUUUAAAUAUUUUUGUAAAAACCACAAAAUGCUGUUACAAAGUAUUAUUUAUUGAAUAUAAUUCAUGAAGCAAUCUAUUUUUACUCCUCCUUGAGAAAUACUUGUGUUUUUGAUACAUCUCCAUUAAGUGCUUUUGACACGAGAGGAUAUUUUGAUGUUUUUAUAGAACUGAUUGUAAAGGUAACAGGUCUUGUAUUUUAGGACACUGUGCAGGUAGCCCUUGCCUUUUCACUGAUGUGUAGACCUGGAACACUCACUGAAAAUGAGAUGAAGAACAAACCGUCCAUUUCACCUGUGAUCCGUUUUUGCAUAAUGGUAAAGCUUCAGCUACUCAUCCUCAUCACCAGAUGGUAUUUCUCAAAAACUGAAAUGGUGACUUUGCCCCUUUCUGCUGGCUGUUCCUGCCCUGCUCGGAGCACAGAUAUGAUAAGCAGCAGACUCGGGGAAGGUAGACAGGCAAAGACAGGAUCCCAGGAGAGCGGGGUGGAUACAUGCUUGCUUAAAUAACCCCAGUACUUCCCAGAUAGGUUGCAAUGACAAGGGGACAAGUGAAAUAAAAACAGCAUUUCAGAAACCGUCCAAUGGGCAGCUAGGAAAAUGCGAAACAACGCAAGGGGGGACUGCCUAUACACGGUCUGCAAGAUUUAAAAAUAUACCUACUUGUGUUCUUUCUGCAUUAUGAAAAAAAUGAAAUACAUUUUGUGUGAUAAUUUUGAUGAUGAAAAGUGAAAGUUCCACCUAGUUUCGAAUGAAUUUUUUUUUUUAAGAGGAUAAGAACGUUCUGGUGCUAAACUUGACAAAAAAGAGACUAUUGAAAUGCUGAUAAUUUCAGUAGUCUUAAAAAGUGUUGAGAGGGCAAAGACUACAAAUUAUGGCAUAUAAAAAUAAACCUAUAACUCGUUUCAGAUUGUUAACCUGAGUUUCAGUUUGUUCAAUUUGUAAUAACUAUUAAUGAUCUCUGUUUACAAUAAAGACUCCAUAAAUUGUU
Messenger RNA from Nyctereutes procyonoides (raccoon dog), 3996 nucleotides. It is a transcript of the gene SGCB, whose product is annotated as sarcoglycan beta. Gene Ontology annotation, biological process: muscle organ development. The transcript is spliced from 6 exons. Gene Ontology annotation, cellular component: sarcoglycan complex; sarcolemma. The record is from RefSeq and is a predicted model, not a curated record. NCBI's taxonomy places the organism in Eukaryota, Metazoa, Chordata, Mammalia, Carnivora, Canidae. The coding region runs from base 47 to 1006 and encodes 319 amino acids.